CGGCGCGACCAUGGAGGUCUACAUCCCGUCCUUUCGCUACGAGGAGAGUGACCUGGAGCGGGGGUACACGGUGUUUAAGAUAGAAGUUCUAAUGAAUGGAAGAAAACAUUUUGUUGAAAAAAGGUACAGCGAAUUUCAUGCCCUGCACAAAAAGCUUAAGAAAUGCAUUAAAACUCCAGAAAUUCCUUCUAAACAUGUUCGGAACUGGGUCCCCAAAGUCUUAGAACAACGACGACAAGGUUUGGAAACAUAUUUACAGGCUGUCAUUCUGGAAAAUGAAGAACUUCCCAAGCUGUUUCUCGAUUUCCUAAAUGUGCGACAUUUGCCCUCUCUACCAAAGACAGAGAGUUGUGGAUCUUUUGAUGAGACAGAAUCUGAAGAGUCAAGCAAACUGUCCCACCAGCCGGUGCUGCUGUUCCUCAGGGAUCCAUACGUCUUGCCUGCAGCCAGCGAUUUUCCAAAUGUGGUUAUUGAAGGAGUUCUCCAUGGGAUAUUUUACCCUCAUCUACAGCCCAGGUAGAAAUCCUCCAUGGCUAGAAGAAGCUGAAGCACGUUUCGAAGUCGUAGUCGAGGAAAUCGAUAACCUACCAAAUUAACCUAAACUCUAUGACAUAACGGCUCUCUCUCGCUAGUGGUAAAAUUCACAGUCCCAGCUUAAUUCAGAGCAGGGACAUUUCCAUUAGAAUGGUGCUUUUAAAAAUAGAAACCGAACUGGGGCAGUGCUGAGCUUAAGGCCAAGUGUUUAAGAAGUAGAAUGUAGCUGCCAAUUUAGAAACCCCGGGAAAAGAAGACUAAAGAAGCUCUCUGGGUCCUCGAAGUGUAGCAAAACAGUUCCUCUCCACUUCGUUCACACCAUUUGCUAAUUGAAAAUCUUACCCUGAAUCAUUGUGAGACUGAUCAGCUUUGGUAGCUUUUUUGGUUCAGAUUCUAUGACACACUAAUCUUUUCAUCGUGAGGUUUUUUUCUCAGCCAGUGAUAGAUAACAUUCUGAAAUGCUGGCACCAGGAGAGCAUUACAGAAACAUAGUGCUAAAUGUGAGGAAGGAACUAAACUGGACAUGAAAUUAUACUGACCAUACUAGGGCAUUUUAAAAAUCAUGGCAUUUUAAUUUGCAUUACAGUGGAGUUGCAUCAUAUGCAGGGAUUCGCUUCUAAUGUCAGCACAUAAGAUAGAAUGGGGGUCUCAAGGUUAUCCUUGAAAGCCCUUUAGAAUGGUGCCAUAUUGGAAAUCUCCAUUCACCACAGCCAGUUUUUCCUCCAGUGUUGGAAGAGAUAACUGUUGAAGACCAAUUAAAGUUGUUAGUGUUUGUUCAGGCACUAUUCUGUAGAAGAAACACAUGCCUUUAAACACUAGAAUUAUACUUACCCUUGCAAGAUGCUUGCCCUAUAAAAGAUGAAUGUGAACUGACAGUGACUGAGUGGACUCCAGAUUGACAAUACUCGUCUUGGUUUACUCAAGGGCCUCCCUUCAUUGAAUAGGUGGUAUAGUUGCCAGAUUGAUGGUUAUUUUCCUUAUUGCUCAUCAUUUCCUUUUCACUGACCUCAUAUUUUGUAUUAAUAUAAAUUAAAUGGUUUUAUGAUGCACCUCCACUGUUCAUCUUACAUUCAGAUUUUGUCUAAUAAAGGAUAAAAUCGUAUAUGCAGAUGGUAUAUGUGUGCUAUAUUUGGCAUGUCCUUGAAAACUAAUUAAGAGCUAGCCUAUUUAUGAUUAUUAGCUUAAUAAGCUUCUGUGUAGGAGAAAAAUAUUUAAAUUCAAAACGAAUAAGUAAAUCAUGGUGUUUGACUAAGCUCUAAACAUACAGGGUUAAAGCUUGCUGCAGAUUCUUGAGGCUGUAUUUAUGCUCGAUGUGUGACAACAUGGGAAAGAGAGUAAGAACUGAAUAAUUGAGUGUCCUCAACCAAAACUGACCGAAGAGUCAAGUGUUGGAGAUGUUUUUUAAAUGUUUUUGUUAUUAGCUAUUUUGAGUUAAAUAAAAAGGA
This is a messenger RNA of Budorcas taxicolor (takin), 1979 nucleotides long. RefSeq names its product sorting nexin 24 (gene SNX24). The transcript has 7 exons. NCBI's taxonomy places the organism in Eukaryota, Metazoa, Chordata, Mammalia, Artiodactyla, Bovidae. The record is from RefSeq and is a predicted model, not a curated record. Gene Ontology annotation, molecular function: phosphatidylinositol phosphate binding. Bases 11 to 520 code for a protein of 169 amino acids.